AUCUGGCAACAAUGGUCUCCAGAAUGGAUGACAUCAUAGGGGCAGACGUCUUACUCAGUGACGGUCACUCGGGCGUCUCGGUUUGUCGUGGUCGCGGUGUGGAAGCUCUCUGGUCGGUCCGGUUGCGUCCUCGCGCUGCGAAAGCCUCCGUUUGACCCGUUACUGUUCGAAGCCGAAAAGGAGCGACGUCACGCCGAACAUGUCCGCGCGGCUCGGUUCGGGCUGACGCAGCCGUUCGCCGCUCCUUCAGAGCAGCAGCAGCGUGAACCGACAGACUCCAGCUAUUAACGAGAUUUAGUGAUGCAGCAGAAGCUGUGCUCCAGAAGUGCUAGCUCUUUCCUCCUCGAGAAGAACGUCCAGGCCUGCAGCGCCGUCCCAGAGGCAGUCUCUUCCUGCAAACUCCCGUUCCGCUGCCCUCGUUGCGGCGAGCAGGAGCGAUUUUGCAGCCUGGCCUCGCUGCGUGCCCACCUGGAAUACCGCCACUCAUACCGAUCCCCAGAUGUGACCUCCGGCAGCUUCAGCAUCACGGGAAAACUUCCCGACCCGCUGACAGCGGCGAUCCCCUGGCAUGAAAUGAGCCUCCCGACCCGCAGGGGGCAGCAGAGCACGGGGAGGGCUCCGCACGUCCGCUCCCUGAGCGACAGCAGGGACAGCGGGUACUUCCAUUCCUACAGCUCUGCAAGGAGGCGCACCCAAAGCGUCGGGGUGGGGACGCAGGAGGAGGAGGAUGAAGAGGAGGAAGCAGGGACAGAAGAUGAAGAAGACGAUAAUGAAGAUGAUAGUAAAGGCAAAAAUGAGAACUUCAGAUUGUCCACCAGAAGGUUGGAGUCAUGUCGCCACAUUAGCCACCAGCAACAUCUGCCGUUCCCGCUCCCCGCCCCCCUCAGCCCCCCACCAGAACUGCUCCCAGACCUGGAGCUCAUGGAGCAGAGCCCGUUCUCCGGCCUGCAGGCAGCAGCGGCUUCGGCCGCCGUACGACGGCGCCUGGCCAGCAUGCUGCGAGCAGCCGACAGCACCAUGCAGCGGCGGCUGGCCCGGCUCAGCACUGAGCUGGCCCAGACUGACACAGAGCUCCUGUGUGAACGCGCUCACUCGCAGCACCUGGCACAGGAGAGACAGGAAGUCGCAGACAGGGAGAGGUCACUGAGUCAGCAGGUGGAUGUGGCGGUCAUGGUGAUUGCAGCGCUGAAGGAGCAGCUGAACGCCUCAGAGAACGAGCUGGAGCGGCGGGAGAGGGAGGUGUCGACCAUCCAGAGGUUCCUCGACGCUGCGGUCCGACAGGAAACCAGCGGCAAAGUUCGGAUCCAAGAGUUCAUAGAGAACCUGCUGACCCGCAUCGCCUUAACUGAGCGACUGGUGGAGUAUUACCAGGUUAACGGCAGCCCGCCUCAGUGCAACCACCAGCAGCCUGAGAACUUUGCUCAAAGAAUCACUAAGAGCAGGUCAGCGGGAGGCCAGCUGUUCUCAUCAGGGUUCUCUGACAGAAGAACGCAGUCUUUCACCCAGUUUGGGGGCCGCCCCCCACCUUCUAAAGUGUCCGGGGAGCGGGACCGAGAGCGGGAGCACCGGGAGCGCCUGGCCCAGUCGUCCAGGCUUUUCUGCCGGCCCGAACACAGGAACGACAUCUGGAACCACCAGCGGCGCCGCUCCACCGGGUACGAGGCCUAGGACUGAAGGGGGUGGGCGGGGCAGCAGCGAGUUAACCCGAGGAAACUGUGGAGAAUCCCAGAUUAUUAACAGCAAUUCUGCUGCUAAUCUGGACAUUUACAUUUAGAACCAGAAUGAAGCUGAAUCCCAUUAUUUAUGAUGUGAUUGUAGAGAGAAAAAGCUGCAGGAGAGAUUUAAACUCUUAACACUUUUUAGGGUGGAGCAUCUUCAUCAGCACAAAAAUCAGACGUGCUUCAGUGUUUAAACAUCUCCACUCAUUUCUCACAUCCAGUUUAGAGCAUGACCCGCUCAUUUUCUGUGUCAGUUACCUGCAGGAACCUGGUUUAGUCCUUGUCUCUAGAAACCAGGAUGGGGGUUUAGGGCCCGGUUUCCUCAUUUACAUCAAACCUCUGCUGGAAUGCAGCACUGACGCCUACAGAAGGUAGAAGCUGCUGCCUGGAAAGAGAGAGGACAUGGAGGAGGAAGAGGAGGAGACAACCAGGUUUAGCACGGUGAAGAUGAAGGAAAAACCGAGCAAAAGGAUAAAAAAAUCAAUCGGGUUCUUCUCAUCCAUGAUUGUUCUCCAUGUCAAUUUCUGUAGAGUUUUAAAGACCGGCCCUCGGGUAGAUGUUAAAGCUGUGACCACAAAACUACACAACAACUGAGACUAUAAUCAGUUUGAGGGAGCAAAAGUGGAGAAACUCUGAGUGAGAGACGUUUUGGGUUCUGUUCGAGCUUAUAAGCCUAAAAGCACAGACAAGUUCUGGGACAGCAGGACCAGGAGGAAGUCCUCACUUCUGGAUUAAGGAAGAACAGAUUUUUGUUUGGGGGAAAUGCAGUCAAGUACUGCUGUUCUGCAGCAUCUCUGACUUGCUGCAUCCUCAUCCUCCUUUCUUCGUCCUGCAGUCUAAACUAUUGACGGUACAUGAGAACUGGACUGAGUGCAAAGUCACCCGAAGACUUCUGGCUCCGACAAAAUAGUCAUUUCGAUCACCAUUUUUUGCAAUGCUGGACUCGGAUGACGUCAGUAGGCAGUGAGCGGUCCAAGUCGGACUGAGUGGACAUUUCUACUGCAACCACUCUCACCAAUCAGGAGUGAGCUUGUUGGAAGGCCACGCCCCUAGAACUUGAAAGCAAGCUCGGGAGAAUCUUUCUAACAUUUUGAACGUUCAAUGUGAAACUACCUACUUUUGAAUGAUCUGAUCGGUCAGCUUAUGACUUGAAAAACUUGCACUACAGGAAAGCAUGGUUUAAAAAAAAAAAAAAGAAAAGGUAUUGAAGCAAGAAUGGUUGUUCUGACAAAUGGAAUGACUGAGUAACAGCUGUUUAUUUUUCUGUAGAAGCCUGUGGAAUUUUGGCUUCUUGGAACCAGCAGGUACUUCCUGUUUGGAACGCCAGGUGGGACGGGUCAAUCGGUCCAGCUCUCCCAUACAGUCAAUAGUCCGUACUGAAGCGACUGUCACAUCAUUUGUUUGAGUCAAAAACAAAGGUGUUUCUGUCAGGGAACUUCUGGAUUCUGAUGGGAGGAAACACCAAUUUGAGUCCUGAUGUAGUUUUACAAACAUUGUCCUCCUUGUGACACAAAAGCAGCAACAAUGAAUGUUCAAAAAGCUUCACCUUUUUGCCAAAUUCUAUAAUUUUUCAAAAGAGCAAAAUGCACUUUGUGUCUGUGGAACCUCAGAAGUUCCCACUUUCUCUGCCAGUUCGGAGGAUUUUGGUUGACUUGCUUUACGUCAGGAACCCUUUUCUCCUGAAAGAAAGUUUCUUUAAUGAUGUCCAGAAGGAGACACUUUAGAUUCAUCGUCCCAGAAACCGACCUGUAGCUUCAUGAAUGUACAAAGCAGAAGACAGCUCGUACAUCGCCGCUGCAGGCGUAGCAGACCGCGUGCGGCGUACCUUUGCUCUGUGUUUACGUGUCGUCUGUGAGACUCGCUAUCAAGGUUUUGACAGUUGUCCACGCGCCAUCUUGGCUUCCUGCCGCAGUGGGAAUUCUUCAACUAAAACCUUGGGGUGUUGUAAAACCAACAGAUGUGAUUUAUAAAAAAGAAA
Molecule: messenger RNA, 3696 nt
Organism: Oryzias latipes (Japanese medaka)
Lineage: Eukaryota; Metazoa; Chordata; Actinopteri; Beloniformes; Adrianichthyidae
Gene: znf365
Product: zinc finger protein 365
Biological process (GO): regulation of double-strand break repair via homologous recombination; regulation of DNA strand resection involved in replication fork processing; telomere maintenance
Source: RefSeq, a predicted model, not a curated record